GUGAGUUGCGUCUUCCUCCCGCCGGCCGCCGGCCGCCGCCUUCCUUGAACCUGCCGGUCGUGGACACCCACCCCGGUCACUCACUCCAUUAACUCCUCCGUCCGGUCGCAGUAGCUACUAGCUAGCUAGCACUCGAUCGAGGCCAUGUCCACCGCCCCGCCGCCGCCGCAGCUGGAGGACCUCGAGGCGUUCUCCCCGUCGCUGUUCCUCGACCUGCCCCCCACGCCGCACGACGACGACGACCCCAACAAUGACGACCUCCUCCUCCCCUUCAUCUCCCGCAUGCUCAUGGAGGAAGACAUCGACGACAAGUUCUUCUACCAGUACCCCGACCACCCCGCCCUCCUCGACGCCCAGCGGCCCUACGCCCAGAUACUCGAAACCUCUUCCUCCUCCUCCUCCGGCGACGCCACCACCUCCGCCUCCGGUUCCGCCACCAACAACUCCUCGGGCGACUCCGGCGCCAACGCCGCCGCCUGGCCCUACGAUCCAAUCGAGCUCUCUCAGCUGCUCCAAUCCCCGCCCCACCCCGACACGCUCGCCCUGCCCGACCACCACCACGAUGCCAUCGCCACCACCAAGAGCACGCCGGAGGAGGACACCGACCUGAAGCAGCUGUUCGCUGGCGUCCACGACAUGGAGAUGCUCAAAAUGGCGUUCCUCAAGGGGAGGGAGGAGGCCAGCAAAUUCCUGCCCACAAACAACCCCCUCCUCGCCGCCGGCUUCGAGGUCAAGGAGGAGCCUUUUCCGCUGGUGGAUGGGACGACGUUCAACAGCGGCAGCGGAAGGGGCCGGAAGAACCGGCACGGCGUGGAGGACGACCUGGAGGCGGAGACGGGCAGGAGCAGCAAGCUGAUGCUGCCAGAGCAAGAGGACACCGCCGCCGCCCGCGAGAUGGUCGACGAAAUUAUGCUCAGCGGGUACGAGGUGUUCAUCAAGGGGAUGAACGAACUACGCAUCGCCAUGGACAGCGAGGCCGAGAAGAAGACCCGGAACGUCGGCCGGCGGGCGGCGCGCGCGAAGGAGGCGGUGGUCGACCUGCACACCCUGCUCAUCCACUGCGCGCAGGCGGUGGCGACGAGCGACCGGCGGAGCGCGACAGAGCUCCUGAAGCAGAUCAAGGAGCACUCGUCGGUGAGAGGAGACGCGACGCAGCGGCUGGCGUCCUGCUUCGCCGAGGGGCUGGAGGCGCGGCUGGCCGGCACGGGGAGCCAGGUGUACAAGUCGCUGGUGGCGAAGCGCACGUCGACGGUGGACUUCCUCAAGGCCUACAAGCUGUUCACGGCAGCCUGCAGCAUCAAGAAGGCGAACGUCAUCUUCUCCAACAAGACCAUCUCCGACGCCAUGGUGGGGAGGCGCAAGCUGCACAUCGUCGACUACUGCCUGCACUACGGGUUGCAGUGGCCAGGCCUGUUCAGGUCGAUGGGAGAGUGGGAAGGCGGCCCGCCGGAGGUGAGGAUGACCGGCAUCGACCUCCCGCAGCCGGGGUUCCGGCCGGCCGAGCAGAUCGAGGAGACAGGCCGGCGGCUGAGCAACUGCGCGCGGCAGUUCGGGGUGCCAUUCAAGUUCCGCGGCAUUGCGGCGAAGUGGGAGACGGUCCGUCGCGAGGACCUCGGCGUGGACCCAGAGGAGGUGCUGGUGGUGAACUGCCUCCAUGGGCUGAACAACCUGCAGGACGAGAGCGUGGUGGUGGAGAAAGCGAGCCCGCGAGACGUGGUGCUGCGCAACAUCCGCGACAUGAGGCCCGACGUGGUGAUCCAGUGCGUGGUGAACGGCGCGUACGGCGCGCCCUUCUUCCUGACGCGCUUCAGGGAGGCGCUCUUCUUCUACUCGGCGCAGUUCGACAUGCUGGACGCCACCAUCCCGCGCGACAACGACGAGCGGCUGCUGAUCGAGCGCGACAUCCUGGGGCGCUCCGCCCUCAACGUCAUCGCCUGCGAGGGCGCCGACCGGGUGGAUCGGCCGGAGACGUACAAGCAGUGGCAGGUGCGCAACCACCGCGCUGGGCUGACGCAGCUGCCAUUGAAGCCCCAGGUGGUGCAGCUCGUCAGAGACAAGGUCAAAACCCUCUACCACAAAGACUUCGUCGUCGACGUCGAUAACCACUGGCUGCUGCAUGGGUGGAAGGGAAGGAUUCUGUACGCCAUGUCCACAUGGGUUGGUUGCUCAGCCUCAUUAAUUUCACUUUAAUUACCUGCUUCGAUUCAUGUAUUAUACCUCCUCACAGCUUCACUUCACAACUACUAGAUUGUACUAAUGUCCAUCGUGAUAUCUUUUGCACACGCGCAUUGUAUACCAUUUUCGUACGACAUAAAUAAUUAAGUACUCCUAUAUUAUGUGCUCUUCUCUUGCUGAAAAUCAA
Molecule: messenger RNA, 2362 nt
Organism: Oryza brachyantha (malo sina)
Lineage: Eukaryota; Viridiplantae; Streptophyta; Magnoliopsida; Poales; Poaceae
Product: scarecrow-like protein 34
Exons: 1
Coding region: 145-2190 (681 amino acids)
Biological process (GO): regulation of DNA-templated transcription
Cellular component (GO): nucleus
Molecular function (GO): DNA-binding transcription factor activity; sequence-specific DNA binding
Source: RefSeq, a predicted model, not a curated record